Molecule: messenger RNA, 1992 nt
Organism: Tupaia belangeri chinensis (Chinese tree shrew)
Lineage: Eukaryota; Metazoa; Chordata; Mammalia; Scandentia; Tupaiidae
Gene: PRSS22
Product: serine protease 22
Exons: 9
Coding region: 748-1809 (353 amino acids)
Biological process (GO): proteolysis
Molecular function (GO): serine-type endopeptidase activity
Source: RefSeq, a predicted model, not a curated record
GCCCGGUGUGGGCCCAGUGAGAUGCAGCGUCACAGGUGGGCUGGGCUCGCCAGGGCUGCAAUCCAGGGCUCCCCUGUCCCGGCCCAGGGCGCGCUGCCACUGCCUUCCCCCUGUGCACCCCUCUCCCCGGGUGAGCCGCCAGUCCCACCCCUCCCACGUCCCUGCUUUGGCUUUCCCGGAGGAAAUGCGCUGCCAGGGCAGAGGCUGCUCCCACCUACCCACGGCGUCCAGCACCGAGGACGUGCCGGCGUGGCGCUGCUCAGGAGGGCCGGACCGAGCUCAGGACAGGGCAGGUCUGGGCUUCCUGCAGCUGCCAGCCCGCAGCGGGGUGCUCGGGAGCUGCAUCUCCCCGCCCCAGCCUGCCUUGAAACACCUCCACUGCGAGCAAUGUGCCCUGUGGCCAACAUAGAAAAAUAAGAAACACAGUGCUGAGGGGCACGCUGGAGCCACAGCCAGUCCCGCAGGCCCUCCGUGCUCUCCCACUCACUCAGUAGACACCCCGAGACCCGGCGCAGCGGGCACCAGCAGGCCGUGACCCACAGGCGCCCACACUGCCCCCUCAGGGGGCCGCAGCAGCCAGCCACGCCCCUGCUGGUCCCAUGGUGUCUGCGCCCACUUCCAGGACACCUCACAUCAUUAGUCACUGCCGCCCACCCCGGGAAGACGCCCGAGCGCGGGCCCUGCAUCUUACUCACCGUGCGUGUCGGUGUGCAGCUCGGGACCUGGCGGGCAGCGGGGGCCCAGUAAAUGUUUGUCAAGUGUACCCCGUGCUGCCUCUGCCCUCCCACUGAGGCACGGACCGGAAACGCACCUCCUGACGCCAGCACAGCCGGGUCCCUGGAGACUGCCAGCUAUCUGGGCACCUACACCCCGCCGGCCAUGAUGGUUUCCAGAAGCCCCGCAGCCCUGCGUGUGGGCUGUCUCCAGCUUUCAGUGUCGCUGCUGCUGGUGUGUACAGUCAGCCUUGGGGCCGCCAGGACGCCUGCGCCCCCAGCCUGUGGAAAACCCCAGCAGCUGAACCGGAUCGUGGGAGGCCAGGACAGCACCGACGCGGAGUGGCCGUGGGUCGUGAGCAUCCAGAAGAACGGCACCCACCACUGCGCGGGCUCGCUGCUCACCAGCCGCUGGGUGGUCACUGCUGCCCACUGCUUCAAGGGCAGCCUGAACAAGCCAUCUCAGUUCUCGGUGCUGCUGGGGGCCUGGCAGCUGGGGAACCCUGGCCCUCGGGCCCAGAAGGUGGGGAUUGCCUGGGCACACGCCCACCCCGUGUACUCCUGGAAGGAGGGUGCUCCUGCAGACAUCGCCCUGGUGCGCCUCGAACACCCUGUCCAGUUCUCUGAGCGGGUCCUGCCCAUCUGCCUGCCUGACGCCUCCGUACACCUCCCCGCCGACACCGCCUGCUGGAUUGCAGGCUGGGGGAGCAUUCACGAGGGAGUGCCUCUGCCCCAGCCCCAGACCCUGCAGAAGCUCAAGGUGCCGAUCAUCGACUCGGAGGUCUGCAGCCGCCUCUACUGGCGCGGAGCCGGGCAGGGGGCCAUCACUGAGGACAUGCUGUGUGCUGGCUACCUGGAAGGGGAGCGCGACGCCUGUCUGGGCGACUCCGGGGGACCUCUCAUGUGCCAGGUGGAUGGCUCCUGGCUACUGGCGGGCGUCAUCAGCUGGGGCGAGGGCUGUGCAGAGCGCAACCGGCCCGGGGUCUACACCAGCCUCACUGCCCACCGCCCCUGGGUGCAGAGGGUUGUGCACGGAGUGCAGCUGCGCGGGGCCAGCGGGGCGCGGGGAAGGGGCCCCUGGGGCCUGGGCUCCUAGGCCGCCGCGGUGCCGCUCCCUCCCUUGUAAAUAAGCCACCUACCUCGAGGGGGCGCCGGCGCCCAGCGUGAGGCUCCGCCCGCCCUGCCCCCGCCCUCGUGUAUAUAAUUGUUCCAGAUUUUUACAGUUGUUACCCUGCCCACGUAUCUUAUUUAUUCUCCCAAUUUCAAUAAAUUAUUUAUC